AUGGGGGUCGCGCCGGGCGCGGGGGCGCGGUGCGGUACCCGGGGUGCGGUGCCCGCGGUGCGGAGCGGAGCGAUGUCCGGGGCGCGAAGCGCUGCCCGCGGUGCGUUCCUGGCGGAGCGGAGCGGUGUCCGGGGCGCGUCGCGGUGCCCGCCGUGCGCUCCCCUCCCGGGCGCGGCGCUCGGCCCUGGCAGCGCCGCGGCUGCUGCGCCUGCGGCCGCCGCCGAUGUCGCACCAUUUGGCUGUCACCCUGUCGCAAACGCCGCCGCUGCUUUGCGGCUCCCGGCGGCACGUGACGGCGCGGGAGGAAGAGCGGCCUCGCUCGCGGGCGGCGCGCGACCCCCUCGUGACACCCCCGCGCGGGCUCCGCGGCGCGAGGCCCCUCAGCCCUCACGGGCCCCUCGCCCUCCUCGGACCCCUCGGACCCCUCUGCCCCCUCACUCUCCUCUGCCCCCUCACUCUCCUCAGCCCCGCGGCCGCCUCGCCGCCUGCCUCCCUCCACACUCCGCCGCUGCCUCUUCCCCGUCCGUUAAGCUCCGGUGCUGGGAAAUCCUCCAGUGGUGGCGGGAGUUUGGGGGGGGGGGGCGUGUGCCACAUCCCUGGUGUUGGGGGCUUCAGGGGCUCGGCUCCCCUAGGCCCAGGAGGCAGGUGAAACCCUCGGUUUGUGGGUUAGCGAAGGCAGGUAGCUCAGGAAGGAGAGGUCACGCUUGUCUCAAGCGCCCGGAGAGAGGGCAGCCACCUGCCGCCCUGGGGACCUGGAGCAGUGGCCCAGGAGGUUGUGAGUCUGGAAAACACGAGGCAGCCCUGGACAACUGUAGCUCUACAUUUAAGUACUGUGACAGUGAAUUACUGAGCAAGCAGGAACAUUCUGAUGCAAGUGACAUUGAGGAAAACCUGUGCAAUUAUCCAGCUGUACUUACACCGUUAAGGGAGGUCAUUCUGGAUCACAGGGAGGCCCUUCCAAGCAAUAAAAUUCUAUGUUAUCAUUCUCCCAAGGCAGAGUGGAGGUAUAAAGCAGCUAUGUCAGUCAGCAACUUCCGUGCCAAGAAAUGGGGAAGAGUUGCUUUAAGGCCACAAGAUCGUUAUGCAGUCAUCAGACUUCCAUGUGGCAGUGGUAGCAAGUCCAGUAUAUGGAUCAAAUCCUUAAAUAUGUACAAGAACCUAAAUCCUUUCCAUCUCUGGCCCAAGAACAGCAUCUCUACUGGAGUUUUCCAGAUCCGAUAGUGGGUACGGAUUGCCUUUCUCAGGGAGCUGCCAUGGUCAGGGCAGAUCAGGCUGGAGGCUGGGCUGUGGUGUCGCGGUACUUUCAAGCAAACAGAGC
Molecule: messenger RNA, 1318 nt
Organism: Lepidothrix coronata (blue-crowned manakin)
Lineage: Eukaryota; Metazoa; Chordata; Aves; Passeriformes; Pipridae
Product: translation initiation factor IF-2-like
Exons: 7
Coding region: 1-1221 (406 amino acids)
Source: RefSeq, a predicted model, not a curated record